AUGGCGGAUGAAGAGCCUCGGCGCAAGAUCUCCUUCUCUCUCUCCUCACUGCCCUCUUCUCGUCACAAUCCUUUGGUUCCUCGUCGCGGUGCCAACGGCUCCGUCGACGACCCUAGCUGCGAGGCCGAGAAUGGGUCCGCCAUACCUGAAUUCGUCACCUCAUUUGAGGCAUCGUUAGCCCUCGCCGCCUCCGAGGACGCCAAGCCCAUUAUUCCUCCCAUGCUCGACGCCCAGAUGAAGAAAGUCAUCCCUUUUCCGGAGUCCGAAGUCGAUUACGACACCUGGAAAUUUAGGGAGGAUAUGAAGGGACUCCCCGAGCACCAUGGCCUGGAGGAGUUCAAGCAGAUGCCUGUCGAGGACUUCCCGAGCGCCUAUCUUGCCGGAUAUGGGUGGGUGAAGGGGCAGGUUAUAGGGAGAAACAAGAGGCUGCAGGAUCCCAAGGUAAUCGAGUACAGUCGUAGAGAUGGCACUCAAGGGCUGGGUUAUAACAAACACAAACUAUGA
Messenger RNA from Zingiber officinale, 504 nucleotides. RefSeq names its product pre-mRNA-splicing factor SPP2-like. The transcript has a single exon. The coding region runs from base 1 to 504 and encodes 167 amino acids. The record is from RefSeq and is a predicted model, not a curated record. Lineage: Eukaryota; Viridiplantae; Streptophyta; Magnoliopsida; Zingiberales; Zingiberaceae. Gene Ontology annotation, cellular component: spliceosomal complex. Gene Ontology annotation, biological process: mRNA splicing, via spliceosome.